UUGACUGAAAAUGCCGUCGGUUUCGAAAGCGGCGGCGGCGGCGCUGAGCGGGUCCCCCCCGCAGACGGAGAAGCCGACCCACUACAGGUAUCUAAAGGAGUUUAGGACAGAGCAGUGCGCCCUGUUUGUGCAGCACAAGUGCGCCCAGCACAGGCCAUUUACCUGUUUCCAUUGGCAUUUCCUAAAUCAGCGUCGGCGCAGACCGCUCCGCAGGCGGGACGGCACCUUCAACUACAGCCCGGACGUGUACUGCUCCAAGUACGACGAGGCCAGCGGCGUGUGCCCCGACGGCGACGAGUGUCCGUACCUGCACCGGACGACUGGGGACACUGAGCGCAAGUACCACCUGCGUUACUACAAGACGGGCACGUGCAUUCAUGAGACGGAUGCCCGGGGCCACUGCGUGAAGAACGGGCUGCACUGCGCUUUUGCUCACGGCCCGCUGGACCUGAGGCCACCCGUGUGCGACAUCAGGGAGCUCCAGGCCCAGGAAGCCUUGCAGAACGGCCAGCUCUGUGGUGUGGAUGGCAUCCCUGACCUGCAGCCCGGGGUCUUGGCCAGCCAGGCCAUGAUUGAGAAGAUCCUGGGUGAGGACCCCCGGUGGCAAGACACUAACUUCGUGCUGGGCAGCUACAAGACGGAGCAGUGCCCAAAGCCCCCGCGCCUGUGUCGCCAGGGCUAUGCGUGUCCGCACUACCACAACAGCCGGGACCGACGGCGAAACCCCAGGAGGUUCCAGUACAGGUCCACCCCGUGUCCCAGCGUGAAGCACGGUGACGAGUGGGGCGAGCCUGCAAGGUGUGACAGCGGGGACAGCUGUCAGUACUGCCAUUCCCGCGCGGAGCAGCAGUUCCACCCCGAGAUCUACAAGUCCACCAAGUGCAACGACAUGCGCCAAACCGGUUACUGCCCGCGGGGUCCCUUCUGCGCUUUCGCACACGUGGACAAGAGCCUUGGGAUGGCCAAUGGCUGGGGCUGCCGAGACCUGGCCCCCACCCCCACCAGCAGCUCCACGGCCAGCAGCGGCCAGCCCGCACACGCAAAGCGGAGAGAGGCCCCUGCUGAGGGCAGCCACCGGCCCAGCGAGCAGGACGGCAAGCAGAACCACCUGUCAGUGUCCACAGUGGCUCACCCGCUCGCCCCCAGCGUGGGUUCCAGCGUGGCGUCCAGCCUGGCGUCCAGUGCCGGCUCCGGCAGCUCCUCCCCGACCACCCUGCCCACCCUCCCGGCCCGCGCCCACCUGCUCGAGCCCCCCGGCGGUGCUGCCGAGCCCCCCCCAGGUAGGUCUAAAACUUCCUCCUCGUCUCCCGAGUUCUCUUUGCACCUAAGUUGUAUUUAUUUCAAGACACAUGGCACAAUGCUCCUUGUUGUAGGAAAGCCACCUGUGCUCUGGGAACCCCCCACCCCCACCCCUGGCAGCAGCUACCUGGCCCUAAGACGAGAGUGGAGGAGCGUGGGGUUGAGGACGGCCAGAGGCCGUGGCACGCUGAGGGGCCCUUAGCUGCUGGGAGUCUUCGAGGGUUUGGGGACUGAUGACCCACGUGAUUGCAGCCCGG
Molecule: messenger RNA, 1556 nt
Organism: Callorhinus ursinus (northern fur seal)
Lineage: Eukaryota; Metazoa; Chordata; Mammalia; Carnivora; Otariidae
Source: RefSeq, a predicted model, not a curated record